AUGGAACAGUUUGGGCUUGAUUAUGGUGACGACGGAGGCAGUAUAAGUUCAGGUGCAAUUGUUGACGAAGUAGAUAAGAAUAUGCUUAAACAAAAGCAUUGUGUAUUUUGUGGAGCCGAUUUCCAACAACCAGGAUCUUUAGGACGUCAUUUAGAUCGGAAAAAAGGUGACAAUCUACAUCCAUCAGACAAAAUAGAUCAAUUACGUCAGAACGUUACUCGGAGGAAAAAACCGUCAGGAUCUGAUGAUGAUUUGGUGAAGCAAGUCAAUAAAAGAAUCAAAAAGCAAGAAAUUGCUAAACGAUAUAACCUGAAAGAUGAUGUUCGAGAGAGAAAUAGGUUAAGAAGGAAGAUGAGAGAUCGCCAAAUCAAAUCUCGAUUAUCAGUGCUUGAAGAUUUCCAGAAUGGAUUCGGUGAUCAUUCAGAUAUUUCCAACUUUGGCCAUUUUGUAUGUAUGUUCUUACCUGUAGGUCAAUGGCCCGAUACACCUCCUGACGGGAAUUUACGAGAUAUAGUAGUGGAUGGAGUGAAAAGAUAUAAACACCCCCUUUGGACAGAGGAUAAAGUAUACGAAGCUUUUGAACGAUGGGAGAAGUUACCUCAUGAUAUGAAGCAAACAGUUUGGCAACAAGAAUGUAAACAAAGUUUAGACCAAACACUAAAGAAUGUAACUCUUUACGAUAUCCAAAACAGGAAAGAGAUCUUCCAAUUACAACAACAGAAACUUGUGGAUGAUUAUUCUAAAGAGGAUUACAUUGAUUACGAUUUUAACGACUUAGAUGACUUUAAUGAAGUAAAUUAA
This is a messenger RNA of Yamadazyma jaroonii, 801 nucleotides long. The record is from the annotation of a GenBank genome assembly. NCBI's taxonomy places the organism in Eukaryota, Fungi, Ascomycota, Pichiomycetes, Serinales, Debaryomycetaceae.